Ananas comosus (pineapple) is the source of this 3834-nucleotide messenger RNA. RefSeq names its product importin-4. NCBI's taxonomy places the organism in Eukaryota, Viridiplantae, Streptophyta, Magnoliopsida, Poales, Bromeliaceae. Gene Ontology annotation, molecular function: small GTPase binding; nuclear import signal receptor activity. Gene Ontology annotation, biological process: protein import into nucleus. The transcript is spliced from 20 exons. Gene Ontology annotation, cellular component: cytoplasm; nucleus. The record is from RefSeq and is a predicted model, not a curated record. The coding region runs from base 218 to 3373 and encodes 1051 amino acids.
AAAAUUCUAAGCCAGCAAAGAAAACCCGUGUUUGGUAAGAGUGCGCCCUCCUCCUACUGGGGAAAAACACACCCCGACUCCGCCGUAAGAGGGAGGGAGUAUAUACAAAUAGCGUGCCCUCACAAGUCACAACCCGCCCGCGCCGCCGCCGUGGGAGGGAGGGAGUACUAGAAAAGGGUUUUUCAGGGCGAGCAUUUUGGGGCGGGAAGGAGAAAGAAUGGCGCAGUCGCUGGAGCUGCUGCUGAUCCAGUUCUUGAUGCCGGACAACGACGCGCGGCGGCAGGCGGAGGAGCAGAUACGGCGGCUGGCGAAGGACCCGCAGGUGGUGCCUGCGCUGGUCCACCACCUCCGCACCGCCAAAACCCCCAACGUCCGCCAGCUCGCCGCCGUCCUCCUCCGCAAGAAGAUCACCGGCCACUGGGCCAAGCUCCCCCCUAACCUCAAGCACUCCGUCAAGUCCGCCCUCAUCGAAAGCAUCACCCUCGACCACAGUCCACUUGUGAGGCGAGCUAGCGCAAAUGUUGUAAGCGUUAUUGCCAAAUAUGCUGUCCCUGCUGGAGAGUGGCCUGAUUUGUUACCUUUCCUAUUCCAAUGCAGUCAAAGUUCAGAGGAAGGCCAUAGAGAAGUGGCUUUGAUUUUAUUCAGCUCUCUUACUGAAACUAUUGGACCCACAUUCCAAUCCCAUUUGGUUGAUCUGCAACCUAUUCUGUUGAAGUGCCUGCAAGAUGAAUCUAGCACUCGAGUCAGAGUUGCUGCUUUGAAGGCUGUUGGAGCUUUUAUCGAGUUUAUUAAUGAUGGUGCUGAUGUGGUAAAACUAUUUCGAGAUUUUAUUCCCAGUAUAUUAAAUGUAUCACGGCAAUGCCUUGCUAACGGCGAGGAAGAUGUUGCCUCCAUUGCUUUUGAAAUCUUUGAUGAACUCAUUGAGUCUCCAGCUCCACUACUUGGUGAUUCUGUGAGAUCCAUAGUUCAAUUCUCUCUUGAUGUUUGCUCAAGCCAGGCAUUGGACUUAAAUAUACGACACCAGGCGAUUCAAAUAAUUUCAUGGCUUGCAAAGUUCAAAUCUUCUUUCUUGAAGAAGCACAAGUUGGUUGUACCAAUUCUGCAAGUCAUGUGUCCUUUACUUACAGAAACAGCCAGUGGGGAUGGUGGGGAUGAAGAAUCUGAUCUGGCGGCUGAUCGAGCUGCUGCUGAAGUCAUUGACACAAUGGCCAUCAACAUACCGAGACAUGUCUUUGGGCCUGUUCUUGAAUUCGCCUCUCUGAGUUUCCGUAAUGUUAAUCCCAAAUAUCGGGAGGCGUCAGUGACAGCAUUGGGUGUCGUCUCUGAAGGUUGUUACGAGUUAAUGAAAGAUAAGCUGGAAGAUGUUCUCUUUAUUGUUUUAGGAGCUUUAAAGGAUCAAGAACAAAUGGUGAGGGGUGCUGCAUCAUUUGCCCUUGGCCAGUUUGCAGAACAUCUGCAGCCUGAGAUUUUAUCCCACUAUAAAAGUGUCCUUCCCUGCAUUCUAGAUGCCCUUGAGGAUCCCUCAGAUGAAGUUAAGGAAAAGUCAUACUAUGCUCUGGCCGCAUUUUGUGAGGACAUGGGUGAAGAUAUUUUUCCAUAUAUAGAUCCAUUGAUGGGGAGAUUAGUGACAUGUUUGCAAGGCAGUCCUCGAAAUCUGCAAGAAACAUGCAUGUCUGCAAUAGGCUCUGUAGCAGCUGCAGCAGAACAAGCCUUUAUUCCAUAUGCAGAGAAGGUGCUUGAGAUGAUGAAAAGCUUUAUGGUACUCACAAAUGAUGAGGACUUGCGCGCACGAGCCAGGGCAACUGAACUUGUUGGGAUAGUAGCAAUGGCUGUUGGAAGGACGAGGAUGGAACCCAUUUUACCCCCUUUUAUUGAGGCUGCACUUUCUGGUUUUGCACUGGACUUUAGUGAGCUCCGAGAGUACACUCAUGGUUUCUUCAGCAAUAUUGCUGAAAUAUUAGAUGAUGGCUUUACGCAGUAUCUUCCUCAUGUUGUACCUCUGGUAUUUUCAUCAUGCAAUUUGGAUGAUGGUUCUGCUGUGGAUAUUGACGAUUCGGACAGUGUUGACAAUGGAUUCGGUGGCGUCUCUUCUGAUGAUGAUGAUACAAAUGAUGAGCCGAGAGUUCGAAAUAUUAGUGUGAGGACUGGGGUAUUGGAUGAAAAGGCUGCGGCAACCCAGGCUAUUGGAUUGUUUGCGUUUCACACAAAGAAUGCUUUUGCACCCUAUUUGGAGGAGUCACUGAAGAUAUUAGUUAGGCACUCUGGAUAUUUCCAUGAAGAUGUCAGGCUUCAGGCCAUUAUUGCUCUAAAACAUAUUUUAACAGCUAUCCGUGCAAUUCCUGACAACAUGGAUGUCUCAGAGAAACAGAAGGAAGUUCUUGAUAGUGUUCUGAAUAUCUACAUCAAGACCAUGACGGAGGAUGAUGACAAGGAAGUUGUGGCUCAAGCUUGCAUGAGUGUAGCGGACAUCGUGAAGGACUCUGGUUAUGCAGCAAUAGAGCCCUAUAUGCCGAGGCUUGUGGAGGCAACUCUGACUCUUCUGCAUGAGGAAUCAUCUUGUCAGCAACUGGAGUCCGACUAUGAUGCGGAAGAUGGAGACGUCGACCACGAUGAAGUGCUCAUGGAUGCUGUGUCCGAUCUUCUUCCUGCUUUUGCUAAAGUGAUGGGAUCUAAUUUCAAUGCCCUUUUUGUGAAAUUGUUUGAUCCCUUGAUGAGAUUUGCGAAAGCUGCACGGCCUCCUCAAGAUCGGACAAUGGUCGUUGCCUGUCUAGCAGAGGUUGCACAAGAGAUGGGUGCUCCAAUCUCUGCUUAUAUUGAUAGGAUAAUGCCCUUGGUAUUAAAAGAACUUGGAUCAUCUGACGCAACUAACAGAAGAAAUGCAGCAUUCUGUGCGGGUGAGAUUUGCAAGAAUGGGAGCACAGCAGCACUUAAAUACUAUGGCGAUGUACUGCGUGCUUUGUAUCCAUUGUUUGGCGAAUCUGAACCUGAUGAUGCUGUGAAAGACAAUGCCGCCGGUGCUGUCGCGAGGAUGAUAAUGGUGCAACCCCAAUCAAUUCCUCUCAACCAGGUCUUACCCGUAUUUCUCAAAGCGCUGCCACUAAAAGAAGACCAUGAGGAGUCGAUGACCGUCUACAGCUGCAUCUCAAAUCUACUGUUAUCUUCCAAUCCUCAGAUCCUCCCUCUAGUGCCCGAUGUGGUUCAUAUCUUUGCUCAGGUGGUGGUAUCUCCGGUGGAGUGCGACGAAGUAAAAAGCAAGAUUGGAAUGGCUGUCUCUCACUUGGUUUCGGUCUAUGGCCAGCAAAUGCAGCCUAUACUGGGUGCUCUUCCGCCCGCACACGCCAAUGCAUUGGCCGCUUUCGCGAGUAAAAGGUGAUAGAUGAGAGAUAGAAAUGAAGCCCUUCUCCCUACUCACAAGCUUUAUUUGGAUCAUAUUCAAGUGUAAAUUUUCCUACUGCGCGAAGUUGCUAAACAGACUGAUUACCCACCGUCUGUCUGGUCCACAAUAGGGGUGCUGUGCAGGGUGCUUCUGCUGCAUCAUCGAAGUUCAUAUUUGCCAUUGUCCCGACAAAAUCUGAAUUUCAAGAGUGUUUUUGGGGCUUUUGAGUUUGAGUUUUCCUUUUUCCUCACAUUUGUUCGCUUUUUUGUUUUUGUUUUUUUUUGUUUUCUUUGUCCUUUUAGUGUGUUAUUUUUUUCUGGACAUUCUUCAUUCAAUUGAUAUUCGAUUGAGGUUGUAUUUAUUUCCUUGGGAUGUAUGUGACCUUGGCUCCUUUUAAAUGCUAGUGUGUAUGCCCUUGUGUUAUUUAUGAAUAUAUAUAGAUUUACCAUUUGCUUUUA